GCUCUGACACUUGUGAGCCAAGCCGAACUGAAGGCCUUCCUACUGCCCCUACUAAAUGCCAACAAUGUUGAGGACAAUACCCAGAUACGUGAACCUGGUUUACAGUCUCCUCCAUCCGCUGAAACAACAAGAAGCCCAGGAGAUAGUUUUUCUUUAAUGGCAAUAAAGGAAGUGGUGUCUCCAAGGGCCACAGGAGAUCCUGCAGGAGCAGCAAAAGCACCUUCAAGACUCCCCUGCCGGCGUCACACCUGCUCCCAGGACUGUCUUGUCCCAAGGCCCUGGAACUCCUACAAAGGUGGGAACCCCCUGAACCUGCCCCUGCUGUGUGGCUUCCAGAGGAGGCACGCCAAAGCAGACCUGCCCUCCAAGACGCUGGACGUGGUCUAUAAAGCCCCCUGCGGAAGGAGCCUGAGGAGUUUCGAGGAGGUCCAGGAUUACUUGCUCCAAACGAAGUGCAGCUUUCUGUUUCUGGAUCACUUUUCUUUCAACACUUACGUCCAGGUCUUCAGAAGCUACCCCAGCCGGAAAGGAUCUGUGUUCGAUUACGAUCUCAGCAAAGGAGUGGAGAUGACGCCCGUUUCGUUUUGCAACGAGGUCGACCACGAGCGACUGCCUUACUUUAAGUAUCGCAAGACCUCCUGGCCCCGUGGGCUCUUCCUGAACAAUUUGUCUAGCGCAUUCCUCGCCUCAUGCGAGUGCACGGACGGCUGCAGGGACGC
This is a messenger RNA of Gekko japonicus, 719 nucleotides long. RefSeq names its product SET domain, bifurcated 2 (gene SETDB2). Gene Ontology annotation, biological process: heterochromatin organization; negative regulation of gene expression. The annotation marks the transcript as partial. The record is from RefSeq and is a predicted model, not a curated record. Gene Ontology annotation, molecular function: histone H3K9 methyltransferase activity; DNA binding. Lineage: Eukaryota; Metazoa; Chordata; Lepidosauria; Squamata; Gekkonidae. The transcript is spliced from 3 exons. Gene Ontology annotation, cellular component: nucleus.